This is a messenger RNA of Brassica napus (rape), 3784 nucleotides long. RefSeq names its product putative disease resistance protein At4g19050. The record is from RefSeq and is a predicted model, not a curated record. The coding region runs from base 185 to 3643 and encodes 1152 amino acids. The transcript is spliced from 3 exons. NCBI's taxonomy places the organism in Eukaryota, Viridiplantae, Streptophyta, Magnoliopsida, Brassicales, Brassicaceae. Gene Ontology annotation, molecular function: ADP binding.
ACAGAAUAUAACCUAAACUGAAAAGAACAGUUAUCUGAUAUAAAUCAAGGUAGCUUGACAUGCAAGUCAUUGGAGAUUGAGUUGUAUAAAUACGUUAAUCAAUCAACCAAGUAUAACAAACCAAGAGAAAACCUAAAAACAAAGGAAAACAAUCUGAUCAUCACUCGCUCUGAACAACUAAAAAAUGGAGAACAAAGAGAAAAAAGAUCUGAUCAGCAGAGACGAGACGAUCAACAAGAUAAGGGAAUUAUUGGGAAAAGACGGUGUCCCUUCAAGAACUGUCCUCGUUGGUGAAGCUGGUAUAGGGAAGACGUGGCUUGCAAAACAAGUCAGCAAACGUGUAACGCAAGCAGCCUCUUCAUCUUACAGUGUCCUCUGGUUACAUCUGAACAAGAAGAUUGGAGACUACAAGACACUUUACGAGAAUAUAGCUGCUCAGCUAUCCUUGUUUUUCGAGUACGAAGAAGGCGCAAGUCAAACUCAAGUUGAAACCAAAGUUGAUGAUUUAGUAGAAACCUUGAAGAAGAACAUAUCAAACGAGAUCAUCAAAACAAAGAAGAAGAAUCUUCUGCUGAUUCUGGAUGAUGAAGGAAGCAUGACAACUGAGGAACAUGUAAUGGAAGAGCUACACCUCCGACAGUUUCUGGAAGAUGUUGUCAAAGACACAACUCUAAAGAUUCUAGUCACAAGAAGAGGUGAGAUACAAAAGAAAGAGUCAAAGACAACGAUCAAAGUCGAACCGCUUACGGAAAAAGAGUCACAGGAACUACUCAGCGAUUCUCAAAGCUUACUCAAGUCGUACACCAUCAUUGAAGACUGGCCUGUAUUGCUGAAGAGCCUUUGCGAUAGCGGAGAGAUCACAGAACCUACUUUGAUGUCUUGCAUCGCAAGGAAGAGCCAGGGCUUACCCGCUGCGAUUGUUGUCUUGACCAAGACGUUAAACAGCAUCAAGACUCUGUCUGCAAAACAAAGGAAUAUCUUCAAAGAAUUGAUAUUAUCCCCCAAGUCACUAGAGGCAGCUGCUGCUUCCAAGAACGCAGUAGACCGCAGCCGCUACAAUCCGGUCUUGCGUUUAAGCUACGAGCUGUUAAAGCCCGAGGAAAAUAUCGAAAGACCGGUCAUCAUCGCUUGCUUUUGGCACGUCCUGGACUUCUACGAGUACUCUGGGUGCGCUUACUACCGAGACCUAAUCGUGCACUGGAUGCUUGAAGGGUACUUCGAUCCGGUCAAGUCGGUUGAGAAGGCUUACCUAGAAGGACACAGCAUUUUGAUGGAGUUUAUGAACAGAGGAAUCUUGAAGAUGCAAGAAGACAACACUGUGGUUCCAGAGGUGUCUAUGAGGAUUCUGUUAGAUCUUGAAGACUGUGGAUUCUUUGGAAGAUCUUGUCUUGGAUUCAACAGAGUUUACGGUGGGGACAAGGCGAAAGGUCUCGGGAGAACUAUAUUAAUCGACGACAUGAUCAGGACAAUUCAAUCUAAGGAGGAUAAGAUCACAACGCUUAUCGUUAGCGGAAACCGUCUACGCAGAGAGGUUCCUAACAAGUUCUUUGAAAGAAAAGAGAUGCAAGAUCUUGAAGUUGUUGUCCUCUUUGAUCCAACUUUCCAAGAUCUUGUUCAGUCUCUAUCCAAACUAAAGAAACUCCGAGUACUAGUGAUCAGAGACUGCGAUUUAAUCAAGAACAUCGACGAGCUCAAGGAUCUUGAAAAACUACAGGUUCUUGAAGUCUCUGGUGCAAGUUAUCUAGAUAACAUAUCUGAUGAUCUCUUCAAGAACAUCACCAACCUUCAAAGCCUUAACCUCUCUGGGCUUUCGAUCGAAUCCUCGCCUUCCUCGAUCGAAAACCUAAGCAUGCUCCGCUGCUUCAUACUAAGAGACUGUCCUAAUCUACAAGAUCUUCCCAACUUCAAUGUGGCAACAAAGGAGCUAGAAGUCAUCGACAUCCGCGGAGCUAGAGCUCUCAAGUCUUACUUCGACAGGGUUAAAGACUGGAAAGACUACAAAGGCAAGAACAAGAACUUUGCUCAUCUCCGAAAGCUAGAACACUUGGACUUCUCAGGGACUCAGAUCAUCCGCCUACCGAUCUUUCACCUCAAAGACUCUACCAACGACUUCAGAACCAUGCCGGCCUUGACACGGCUCUUGGUGCGAAACUGUACGGAGCUUAAGAGGCUGCCGCAGCUUAAGCCCUUGACUAAACUCCAGCUUCUUGACGCCUCUGGCGCCAAGAAGCUGGUGGAGAUGCUCGAAGUGUGUUUGGAGGAGAAGGAUGAGCUUAGAAUCCUUAAUAUCUCGGAGACUGCUCUUCCGGAGUUAGCAGACACGAUCAAUGACGACGUCCAUCUCAACCAGCUUCUUGUAAGGAACUGCUCCGCGAUGAAAGAGCUUCCGAACAUCGAGAAGCUAACACACCUUGAGGUUUUCGAUGUUUCCGGCUGCGACAAGCUGGGGAAAAUCGACGGUACCUUUGAGAAGAUGUCUUACUUACACAAAGUGAAUCUUUCGGGUACGGAUCUACGCGAGCUGCCUAAAGGAAUGUCGGAGCUAGCUAACAUCAAAGAGCUCGUGAUAAGAAACUGUUCCAAGAUAGAGGCUCUUCCGAAUCUUGAGAAGAUGAUCCAUCUUGAGAUCUUGGAUGUUUCGGGGUGCGGCGAGCUGAAGAAAAUCGAAGGAUCGUUCGAGAAUAUGUCUUACCUUUGCGAGGUGAAUCUCUCUGAGACGAAGGUCAAGAAGUUUCCGGAGUUGCCGAAACAGAGCAUCCUCUGUUCUUCGAAACGCAUUGUUCUCGCGGAUUCGAAGUUUUUAGAGGACGACGAGUGGGGGAAGAUAAAGGAGAAACUCGAAAAGGAUCCAGAGGGAUAUAGCUUCCCUGGCUUAGCAGACAAGACGGGAGAAGAAAGAGAGAAGAUUGUUCAUCAAGGAGAUCGAUACAGAGUUCUUGACCCUGAAGUUCCUAAGGGUGUCCAGAUCUUUGACACUAACAGACCAGUGGACGAUGAUAUAUCCAAAGCAGAGUACGUCUCUGUUUCAGAUAAUGAAAUGGAGAACGUAUCUUUAAUCCUCGACAAGUUUAAAAUGAGUUCGGUGAAGGGUUGUUGGGUAGAGAGGUGCAAGAAGAUGGAGAAUCUCUUCGUGUCGUCGUCAUCGCCGUCGUCGUUGGAGAUUCUUUGGAUCUCGAAUCUUCCGUUGCUCAAAAGAGUAGAGAGUGGAGGUAAUGGAGGAUCCGCCGUCUUCAAGAACCUUAAGAAGCUAAGCAUAGAUUGUUGUCGAAACAUCGAAACGAUCUUCCAGGGAGCCUCUCAGGUUCCUGAAAACCUUGAGGUUCUACGUGUGAAGUUUUGUGAUCAGCUGAAGAAACUGUUUGACGUAGAAGAAGCAGGAGAGUUGCCGAAUCUUCGGAAGCUAUACCUUCUUGAUUUGCCUGUUUUGUCGUCGGAUGGAGUUAAGUUUCGGAGUUUGGAGAAAUACACAAAGGACAAGUGUCCGAGAUUUACAGCUACACUUGAGGAACUGAAGAUGGGAACGAAGAAAACGGAAGAAGCUUCAUCUUCAAAGGAGGAUCAGUCUCGCAAGGAUAUUGCGCCUGAAAUUCAAACUCCUGCUGAGUCAGCGAAAACAAAUAUUGUUCCCACUGUUUUUUUUUGAGUUUUCAGUAUAAAUGAUUGAAUAAUCUUCAAAGUCUUGGACUUUGAUAGAGCUUGUAACAAACGUUUACAAAUGUUUGCUUUGUUGUUGUGUUAUGUAAUAUACAAAUGAAUAAAUUUCUCUCGUGUUUUGGUCUGCGAA